Bombina bombina (fire-bellied toad) is the source of this 737-nucleotide messenger RNA. RefSeq names its product cytochrome c oxidase subunit 4 isoform 1, mitochondrial. Gene Ontology annotation, biological process: mitochondrial electron transport, cytochrome c to oxygen. The record is from RefSeq and is a predicted model, not a curated record. The transcript is spliced from 5 exons. The coding region runs from base 60 to 596 and encodes 178 amino acids. Lineage: Eukaryota; Metazoa; Chordata; Amphibia; Anura; Bombinatoridae.
CAUUAUUCACCAUUCAGUGCAGGGACUGAGGCACGUACAAUCUGACACCACAAGCAAAGAUGUUACGCAGUGUUGCACGUGCCAUUGGAGGAACAAGAACAGUUGCCUGGAGGAGUCUCUCUACCUCUAGUUCUCUGUCAGCCCAUAAGGGAUACGAUGUUCCUAGUACCACCGUUAUGGAUUUUACAAAACCCCAAUAUUGUGACCGCCGUGAGUACCCCCUGCCGGAUGUACCAUUUGUUUCUAACUUAACCCCAGAGCAAAAGGCCCUGAGACAGAAGGAAACUGGACCUUGGAACCAGCUAACCAAAGAGGAGAAACUUGCAUUGUAUCGUCUCAGCUUCUAUCAGUCCUACAGUGAGAUGACAAAGGGAUCUGGUAACGAGUGGAAAACCAUUGUCGGAGCUGUGCUCUAUUUCUUGGCUUUUGGAGGAGUAAUGCUUUGGUGGCACCGUAUAUAUGUGUACGGGCCUGUUCCUCACACCCUCUCUGAGGAUUACAUAGCAAAGCAGGCAAAGAGAAUGAUCGACAUGAGAGUGAAUCCAGUCACUGGCUUUUCUACCCAUUGGGACUAUGAGAAGAAUCAGUGGAAAUAAAAAUGUUUUUGCAGAAAUGACAAAAUGUGCUUAAAAAAUAUAUAAAUACACAACUGUACAGAAAAUCCCAUCUGUUUAAUACUAUUUUUAAUGUACUACUUGAAAUACCCAAUAAUAAAAUAAAAUGAUGAAAUAACAAAA